AAUAAAGAUUUAAUGUCAAGUGAGAAAGGAGAGACAACAGAUCCAAAAUUGAGAAAUGGACCAGUAGUUGAAAGAGAAUGUACUGAUAUAUUUUGCUUAUUACUUUUUAUUGUCUUUACAAUUGGUAUGUUUUUUAUAAGUGGUUACGCUUUUAAAAAUGGUGAUCCUCAUAGAAUAGCAUAACCAUAUGAUCCUGAUCGUAUAAUUAAAUUAAUAUAAAGAUCGGGCGUGUGGAGUUGAUGGUGAUGUAGCUGAUUAUCCCUACAUUUAUUUUGCUAACCCAACGAAUCCCAAGUAUUUGUAUGUGACAACCUGUGUAGCAGAAUGCCCAAGUAAUUGUUAUAAUUUAUUUAGUAGAAGAGGAUAGUUAAACUCCUGAAUAAGCUCCUGCAUAAACACCUGAAUAAACACCUCCAUCAUCCAGACAUACUAAAAUAUCUCACCUAGAAGAGACUCAAAGAAACUCAAAAUUACCUAGUGAAUUAAAGUGUUAAACAAACUCAAUUGUUAAAAGUUGUAAAUAGAAUGUAUUAAGCACAAACUAAGAAGAAGUCGUUGUAAUUUACAAUUCAGAAUUAUGUAUAUAAAUAAAUUUUAUUUAAGUUAUGAAUACUGUCUGUUUACCAACAACUAAAUAAUAUUAUGAAACUGUAAAAGAUAAAAUUGAUAUUGAAACUAUGGAGAAAGUAUCAAAUGAUAUGAUAACAACCAAAUGGCUAAUCUUUGGAUCCAUAGGUAUAGCUUUGGUUCUUGGAUUCAUAUUUUUAUUCCUAAUAGAAACAUUGGCUGGAUGUGUUAUCUGGACAUUGAUAUUGUUAUUAUUAAGUGUAUUAAUAGCAGGAGGUAUUUAUACAACAGGAUACUAUUAUGCAUUAACUGAUCCUUCUAAAUUACCAGCAUCAGCAUAAGCAGAGAUUGAUGCUUAAACUCUAUAAGAAUAAGCUUAAGCAAAUAAUGUUAAUCCUAAAAAUUAUUUAUAUAUUGGAAUCACAUUGUUUUCUUUAGCUGCCUUGGUUCUAUUAGCUACCUGUUGUAUGUAUUCCAGAAUUCGGCUAGCUAUUGCUAUACUUGAAGUAUAAAAUUAUUUAAUAGUAUUUUAUAGACUGCAUGUGAUUAUGUCUAAGCUAAUUUCACAGUUGUUAUUCUACCUUUUGCAACCUUUUUUAUUAUGCUUACUUAUUUCAUUUACUGGUUUGUUGUAGCAUUGUAUUUAUUUAGUACUGGAGAAACUACAAAUAAACCUAAAUAAUUACCUUUUGGAUAAUUUUCAUUCACUCAAAAUUAAAAAAUAUUUGCUAACAUUCAUCUAUUUGGAUUACUCUGGAAUUCUUCAUUUAUCAUUGCUUCUGUUGAAUUUAUUAUUGCUGGAUCUGUUUGUAUAUGGUACUUCUAAUAAGGACCUAGAGCAUAAGAAGGAGGUCCAAUUCCAUUACCAACUGCUAUUUCUAGAUUCUUUAGAUAUCAUUUAGGAACUGUUGCCUUUGGAUCUUUAAUUUUAGCUAUUAUUGAAUUUAUUAGAAUUUGGUUAGCAUUCCUAUAUAAAUAAUAAGAAGAAUUAAUUAAGAAAAAUAAAUUCUUUGAAUACUUGUUUAAAUGCUUAAUGUGUUGUAUGUGGUGUUUUGAGAAAUGUGUUCAAUAUAUUAAUAAAAAUGCUUAUGUUGUUAGUAACAUGACAGGCAAAGGUUUCUUUUAUUCAGCAAAAGAAGCUGUAUUCUUAAUUGCAAGAAAUCCUCUUAGAUUUGCUACUGUUGGAGGAUUUGGAGAAAUAUUCAUUGCUCUAGGUAGAGGUUUCAUUGCAUUAUUAACUGGUCUAUUUUGUUAUUUUAUUAUAACAAGAACUGAAAAAUUCAAAUAUAAUGUAACCUAUCCAGAAGCACCUUCACUUCUAUGUGGUGCAUUAGGAUUAGUUGUUGGAUCUUUAUUCAUGUCAAUAUAUGGAGUUGCUUGUGAUGCAAUAUUAAUUGUUUUUGUCAUGGAUGAAGAAAUGGAAAAACAAAAUGGCAAAGGAGUUGCCUUAUGUUGUCCACCUAAAUUGGAAAAAUUUUUAGAAGACCAAUGAUAUUAUAUAAAGAAC
This is a messenger RNA of Paramecium sonneborni, 2074 nucleotides long. NCBI's taxonomy places the organism in Eukaryota, Ciliophora, Oligohymenophorea, Peniculida, Parameciidae. The record is from the annotation of a GenBank genome assembly.